UCUCCUUGGCUAUUAGCAUUUGUGCCUAUAAGAAGCUGCCAUAGAGUUCUGAAGGACAAGUAUGGGGAGUUUUCUUCUCCAGCAUACCGUGGUGAUUUCCCCAUAAGCUUCUGGUGCAACUGGACAAUCUGGGCAGGCUCCAGAAAGCACAUAAUAAUUUAUAUUCAAGGCUUUAACACUAAGGAGGACUGCAACAAAAAUGAGGACAAAAUUCUAUUUGAAGGAGUUUCUUCACUGGUGGAAAACAGUGUUAUUUAUUCUUGCUGGAAAAAGGAGAUGCAUGUUUUUGCCACCUUUGCUCAGGCUGUCCACGUUGUGUUGCUGAAGAGGUACUUGCCAAACUGCAGAGAUGCACAGUUUAAAGGGAAAUACUACAUCUUCCAAGACCAGGAAGGUGAAUCUUCCUCCAAAGAUCAUAUUACUUCUGAAACUCCUGCUCCAAAACCACCAAAGCAACACAGUAUUUUUCAGUCUGGCUGGGUUGAAAACCUUAGAAGUGUGCUGGGCUUUUCAACCACGUGUAGCACCAUGAGACUUGGCAAGACCGCAGUGCUAGGUGGUGAACUGAUGCAGGAAAGAGGGACCACUCUGAAUACCAUGGCUGUGGGAAGUCCUAUUGAGCUCAUCCCAAGUGAACGUGCAAAGAUGCUGCCUCUGGAAACAAAAGCUCCUGCUGAGCUGGGGUCUGAGCUGCCGGGGGUUCAGGAAGCUCAAGGCACAGGAACACCUGAGGGUAUAAUCCCCACUGCAGCACAGGACAGCUGGGGGCAGAGCCUCUCUGUGAGCGGGGACAUCACUGUGGGUUUUGGCUAUACGCUCAGGCUUUCAAGUGUGCUUUUGGAAACUCCUUUGCUCGGUGCCUUGCAUGCAGCAGAACCUCUUUUGCAGCCAGCAGGUGUGAGUCUGGAGAACAGCCAGUCUGUCCUGAGCACUACCUUGAAGCCAAAAGGUCUGGGUGACCUACAAUUUACUAUUAAACCAACACGCACAGGUUGCCUGGACUCGGCUGCACGCUCGCAAUCUGUGUCCCCUGGCAGAGGAGAAAGCCAAGAAAGUGCAGGUACCACCAGGAACCAGCAGCUCAGCACAGUCAGCUUGGAGGAGGGUGAAAGCCAUCCCCAGCUGAGCAUCCCAGCUGAUGGCACAGCGAGCAGUGAAGCCGAUGGCCUUGCACAAGGCCUGACGCCCAGCCUGAGCAGCCCCUACGAAGUGGUAAACAAAGACCACUUGAAUCUGCUACCUGAGAGAAGCCCGAGCUGCCAAAGCAGUUUAAGGCACUUGUCCACACCUAAAUCUGAGCUGGGAACAGCUGGCCUCCAACAUACAAAGCUCAUGGGUAUUUCCCCUCUGGAAAGCUCUAGGGGUGUUGUCAGGAGGAAAACAGCGCUGCUCCCCACAGCACCGCGGGACAUCCUGCAAGAGCAUCCUCAUUUGCGUGGCCGGAGCAGUCAUGUCCUGCACUUGGACCCUACAAACAAAAAGCUUCCCCAAAAUGCCCAAACACGUGACUGUCCAGCUGCUGAGAAAGCUCAUGUGUAUUCCUUGGGUGUACAAAGCUGCGACCACCAAAGCGACAGAGCUGCACAGCCCGGGCUGGCUGCACACACUUUGCCAGCAGGGCUGGAGCAUCCUCUCACACCCAUGCCUGCCUCAGGGGCAGAAACAACCCCUCUGCUGGUGACCUCCAGCACAGCACCUGUCCCUGUAGACUUCAGCUCUACGAAUUUAAUCCCUGAAGCACCUCUUCCUCCACAAGUGGAACCUGUGUCCAAGGUGGCCUCUCUACCAGCCGCUUUGGAUCUGGACCUUGUCGGUCCCAGGCGAAAGGUGGCCAUGUCCCCAGCUAGCCCAGGAGGACAGGAGAUGGUCUGCCCUUCACCACCUUGCCACUCAUCACAGCAGAGAACUGUCUCCUUCAGCACCACUCCUGCACAUCCUGAUCUUCCUGCAGCCCCGUGGGAAGGAACACUACCAAGAGACCAAAAGCCUUGGGAUCCCUCUGAUGUAUCCAGAAACACCCAGACACCAGGACAGCAACAGAAACAUGCUGAGUUGGGACCUCCCUGGGCAGUGGAGUACUUUCCCCUCAGAAGCUGCCAUCUCAUCUUUUGGGAUAGGUCUGGGGUGUUUUACCUCCCGCUGCAUGCUGACAUUAAAACCAACAUCUGGUGCAACUGGACCAUCUGGGCAGGCCCCCAGAAGCACAUUGUUAUCUAUGUCCAGGGAUUUGAGGGGAGCGACGGCUGUGGCAACAACCAGGACAAGAUCAUCUUCCAGGGGGUCUCAUCAACUGUGGAAACCAAAGUGGUCUAUGCCUGCCACAACCGAGGCACUCUGGUCUUUGCUACGCAAGCUGCUGAGGUCCAGGUGUUGUUUCUCUCAGGGACUGGCUCCCAAAGCCAUAAAUACAGAUAUUUUAAGGGACAGUAUUACAUAUUCAGAGACUCUGAAGCUGUGGGCUCUUCAAACGAUACCAUAGCAGCUCCCCAAGAGCCUGACAAGGAGACCUCUAAAAAGAGAGCUGGAGGACAGAGGCAACAAAGGGUUUACUGUCCAUGCUCACUGCCUCUCCAGGCCCACCAGCUACCCCUGCUGGUGGCAGGAUCCAGCCUGAGCUUGUGAGCCCAGAUGGAAAGGCCCAACACCCUCCCGAUCCCAUAGAAGAUGCUCAGUUUGGUACUAACCUGAGCAAGCUUGACCCGAGUGAGCAUGGUCAGCUGCAGGAUGAAACCAAGCUGGAAAAGAGCCUUCAGGACGGUGGCACUGAGAGCAGAGAAACUGAAGAUGAUGUGUUGGUGAAGACAGCUCCAGCUGGGCAAGACGCUGGGCGUAAAGAUGAGCCAUCUGCUGUGGAGCUGACCAGGGGAGUGUAGAGCCAGUAACUGCCCUGGCCACCGUGGUCCCAAGUCACUCAACUGAUUUUCCUUUCUCAGAGGUGCCCAGCAGUGACACAGGUGUCUCUGACAAAUCAUCCAGUCGG
Messenger RNA from Myiozetetes cayanensis, 2980 nucleotides. RefSeq lists its product as uncharacterized. The transcript has 2 exons. Lineage: Eukaryota; Metazoa; Chordata; Aves; Passeriformes; Tyrannidae. Bases 277 to 2622 code for a protein of 781 amino acids. The record is from RefSeq and is a predicted model, not a curated record.